AUGUCAGACAACGAUGAUUUUAUGAUGUCCGAAGAGGAGGACUACGAGUUCGAGUAUGAGUCUGAGGACCAGGACGAAGACGAGGACGAGGACGAGGAAAUGAACGACGAUAGUAGAUCAGUCGAUUUCGAAGCCAGAUACUACACAGCAAAGUCUUUGAAGGAAUAUAACGCCGAAGGUGCAUUGGACUCAUUCAGGCAAAUAAUCUACAGCAAGUCCAGUGAUGGUGGUGCUAGCGAUAACGAUGGCGCUUUCAAAGACGAGAUAGAGAACCUAGAAGAAGAGCACUUGGUAUGGAUUUUCAAGUCAAUAAAACAGUCGAUGAAGAUAUAUUUUGCGUUGGGUCAGUUUGAGAACCUUUUGAAAUUUUACCAGUAUUUGUUUGAUUUGCAUGCACACAUUUCAACCUCCUAUUUUGAAAGUUCAAUUAAAAAAAUAAUCGAGAGAUAUAGCAAAAGUGACAAUGCGUUAUUUCUAAAAAGCUUUUAUGAAUUGCCUUUAUUGCCCAAGAAUAAAUCUCAACUAAGUGAGGGUUUACAUAUUAUCUUGAACAUCAAAAAGUUGAAUGCAAUGGAUUUUUCUAGCGCAAAUAAAGAAGCUCAGCAGUUGAUUGGUCAUUUGAUUGAAAAAGCAGAAGCUUCGAACGAUACAUCUAUUUUGAAUCUUAUUUUACAACUUUAUGCUAUUCAAUUGAAAGUUUAUCUUGGUGGAAGCACCGAUUAUUUUGUUGAUAACAUUGCCAACUGUAAGAGAACUUGCAGAAAAGCCUUGAAAAUAGAUUCAACUAUUCCAGAUCCAAAUACCCUUGCUGUCAUUGAAGAAACAAAGGGCAAGAUUUAUAUUCUAGAGAAUAAAUUCACUGAAAGUAGGAAACUAUUCACUGAAAGUUUUAAGAACUAUGAUGAAGCUGGAUCAAUUUCUAAAAAAGUAGAAAUUUUAAAAUUUCUCUUGAUUCUUAAAUUUUUAUCAAAAUCUGAGAUUGAUAUCUUUGAAAGUCAAGAAUUAAAACCAUAUAUAAGGGAUUCUAAAGAUCUGGAAAUAUUAUCAUUAUUAAGGGCUAAUGAUUAUUACAAAGAGAAUCAGAUAUUAAAAUUCAAAAAUGAAAUUAAUAGUAACAAUCUUUUUAAUAAUAAUGUUUUUUUGAAAAACUUUAAACCAAAAAUUUUCGAUUCAAUCAUUUUCAAGGUUUUAAAAGAUUUUUUUAAAAGCUUCAAUAUAAUCAAAAUUGGUUUUUUGGUUAAAUUAUUUGAACUAAACGAUAAAUGGGAAUUACACGAUCUCAUUUUUGAGAUGAUUGAAAGCAAUUUUUUGAAUAGCAAUAUAAAAUUGGAUAUGGUUAAUGACGUUAUUGAGGUUGAUAACAAUAACCAAGAAAGUAAAGAAUUCAAGCCAAUUUUACCAGAGAACAUCACGGCUAUCCAGGUACUUGAAAGGAUUAAAAGGGUUGAUAAAUUAAAUGGUAUCAAGGGUCUUUAUAAAAUUAAUACAAAUAUCAAUUUCUUAAAUUUGAACGAAAAAAUCAAUAUUGAAAUCAAUCCAUCUCAGGGAAGCGGUUACUCAAAAAAUCGAGAAAGCUUGAAAGAUCAGGAGGAUUCGCUCUUGAAGGAUAUAUUUGGCUCAUAUGUUGCGACCAAUGAUUUUGAUGAGUAUAAAGAAAACAUGAUAGAGGAAGCCACCAACUGGCUCGGACAAAUAAAGUCCUCAAUUCCUAUUAUAUCGGAGGAAGAAAUGACACAAAAAGAGGCUGUUGAAUUGGAGACCAUCUUGAAUCUUCAACAGCAACAAAGCUCGCCUGUAAAACAAAACAAACACCAGUUUGAUAAACUAAGUUCUCUUUUGAUCAGAAACAGCAACACAAGGAUGAAGCAGCUCUUGAAUCGAAAGGAGGAUCUACUCGAAAAGAAAUUGGGCUACUACAACAAGUGGGCUUCGGAGAUAAAAAGCUACCAGGAGUUUGUGUUUGGAAACCACCAAAACCUUGAGGAUAGGCUCUCUGAGGUUUUGCAAUCGCUGCUGACGAGAAAUUCCCUAGAAACCGGAAGCUUCUUCAAAAUUUAG
Ascoidea rubescens DSM 1968 is the source of this 2058-nucleotide messenger RNA. RefSeq lists its product as uncharacterized. Gene Ontology annotation, cellular component: COP9 signalosome. Gene Ontology annotation, biological process: protein deneddylation. The coding region runs from base 1 to 2058 and encodes 685 amino acids. Lineage: Eukaryota; Fungi; Ascomycota; Saccharomycetes; Ascoideales; Ascoideaceae. The transcript has a single exon. The record is from RefSeq and is a predicted model, not a curated record.